Molecule: messenger RNA, 1504 nt
Organism: Merops nubicus (carmine bee-eater)
Lineage: Eukaryota; Metazoa; Chordata; Aves; Coraciiformes; Meropidae
Gene: TWNK
Product: chromosome unknown open reading frame, human C10orf2
Exons: 5
Biological process (GO): mitochondrial DNA replication
Cellular component (GO): mitochondrion
Molecular function (GO): ATP binding; single-stranded DNA binding; 5'-3' DNA helicase activity
Source: RefSeq, a predicted model, not a curated record
CUGCUGGACGAGGACGAGACCAACAGGACCAAGGCCGCGUUUGGCAUCUCCCUGGUGACGGACGCCACCCUGAAGCGCUUCGGAGUGCGAUACCUGAGGACGGCUGAGGCCCUCGUCUUCCCCUGGUUCAGCCCCCGAGACGCGACGCUGAAGGGUCUGAAGCUCCUAAGGGUGGAGAAGAAGGGGGACGCCGUAACUUAUGUGGAAGAGACGUUGCCCCGCUUCGAUUCCUACCGCAAUCUCUUCGGGCUGCCCCUCAUCGGCCGCCGGGACACGGAGCUGGUCUUAACUGGCUGGGAGCUAGACGCCCUCGCCCUGCACCAGGCUACCGGGGUGGCCAGCCUGGCCCUGCCGCGGGGGGCCACUUGCCUCCCCCCCGCCCUCCUCCCUUACCUGGAGCAGUUCAAGCGCAUCACGCUGUGGCUGGGCGAGGACCUGCGCUCCUGGGAAGCCGCCAAGCUCUUUGCCCGCAAGCUGAGCCUCAAGCGCUGCUCCCUGGUGCGCCCUGGCGACCUGCAGCCCCGGCCCUUGGAAGCUCUCAACCAAGGCCUGAACCUGACCAAGAUCCUGCGUGCCGCCCUGCCCGCCAGCCACAAAUCCAUUGUCUCCUUCCGGCAGCUGCGCGAGGAGGUGUUCGGGGAGCUGGUCAACACCGAGCAGGUGGCUGGCAUCAAGUGGGCACGCUUCCCUGAGCUCAACAAGCUCCUCAAAGGCCACCGCAGAGGGGAACUCACCAUCUUCACAGGCCCAACGGGCAGCGGGAAGACGACCUUUAUCAGCGAGUAUGCACUGGACCUGUGCACGCAGGGUGUGUGCACGCUGUGGGGCAGCUUUGAGAUCAGCAAUGUCCGCCUGGCCAAGAUCAUGCUGACACAGUUUGCCGGCCGGCGCCUGGAGGACCAGCUGGAGCUGUAUGAUGAGUGGGCCGAUCGCUUCGAGGACCUCCCGCUCUACUUCAUGACCUUCCAUGGCCAGCAGAACAUCAAGACAGUGAUCGACACCAUGCAGCACGCUGUCUACAUGUACGACAUCACCCACGUGGUCGUGGACAACCUCCAAUUCAUGAUGGGACACGAGCACCUCUCUUUGGACAGGCUUGCCGCCCAGGACUACAUUGUUGGUGCCUUCCGCAAGUUUGCCACAGACAACACCUGCCACAUCACGCUGGUCAUCCACCCCCGCAAGGAGGAUGAUGAGAAGGAGCUACAGACAGCCUCCAUCUUUGGCUCUGCCAAGGCCAGCCAGGAGGCCGACAACGUCCUCAUCCUGCAGGACCGUAAGCUGGUGACUGGGCCGGGGAAGCGCUAUCUGCAGGUGUCCAAGAACCGCUUCGAUGGGGACGUGGGUGUCUUCCCCCUGGAGUUCAGCAAGGCCUCGCUCACCUUCUCGUCCUCUGGCAAAAGCAAGGUCAGGCUGAAGAAGAUGAAGGAGGAGAAAGUGCCUUCAGCCAAGCAAGCUCCAGAGGGAGGCUCGGGAGCCUCCAAGAACUCGUGAACCUGGCAGG